AUGCCCUCCUCCCCAAUCCCGCCGCACCGUUCCCGCAACACCCGAUUGACCGCCUCCCUCCUCUCCGCAUCCUGCACAUUCCGCAGCACAAACUCGUCGACCGUCUCCUCCGCAUGCCCCGCGACGCGCUUCAUAUACUCGACCGCUUCCCUCUGCUCCCAAACCUGCAAGCGUCUCCCCUCGGCCGGGAUAACGCCCUGCGCCCUGGGCUUUCCGUCCUGCGCGCGCAUGGCGCCGCCGCCCCACACGAAGGCGAGCACCUCCCUUCCCGGCGCGACCUUUGCGCCGCUGGCCAGCUCUACCGCAUGCGCGUCCCGCAGGCGCGCGAGGUAG
Messenger RNA from Chondrus crispus (carragheen), 333 nucleotides. RefSeq lists its product as hypothetical. The transcript has a single exon. The record is from RefSeq and is a predicted model, not a curated record. Lineage: Eukaryota; Rhodophyta; Florideophyceae; Gigartinales; Gigartinaceae. Bases 1 to 333 code for a protein of 110 amino acids.